AUGGGGAAGAAAAGGGGUUUGCCAAUUGGGUUGCUGAUGGGUGGAAGGUGGAGGUUAGAACACUCAAGAAAAGAAAGAAAAGGUGUCCCUGCUUUCUUGUUCAUUCCUCUUUUCUUAAUCUUACCUUUGUUUUUGUUUUUGUUGUAUUUUGCUUUUGAGAUGAUUAAGAUUGGUCCUAGUUCUGAUAAAAAAUUGAUCUUAUAUUUAUCUUUUGAAAUUAACAACAUUAGGGCCUCCUCUGUUGCAAUAGAUGGCCUAUUUGCUACAACAUAUGGGUUAUUUGUUGCAACAAGUGAAUUAUCUGUAGAUUAUUAUAAAAUGGCUUCCAAAAGAAAAACAAGUGAAUCAGUCUCUAAUAAAUCAAGAAAAGUAGCUAAAGUACAAACACCAUUAGAAGAACUUGUUGUACAGAAACAGCAUGAAAUUAUGGAAAUUGAAGGUGAAAAAGAAAGUGAGGAAGGAGAUGAAAAUGAAAGUGAGGAAGGAGAUGAUAUUGAAAGUGAGGAAGGAGAUGAAGAUGUUGUCAAAACUUUUAAUAUUGACAAGUUCCAAGUAGAGAUGCCUAUAGAUAACCCUACAAAUUUGACAGGUGAUUUUGUUGUAAAAUCAGCCAUGGGCGCCAAAUUUGAUGCUUUUAGAACGAUAUUGAUGAAUGAAAGGUUGGAGGAUUUCUUCAAGUCUAGUUGUUUUGGAUACUUUCUUGAUAUGUCGGAGGCUAACAAUGCACGUUUUCAAAUGAGCAUGGUAUAUGAUCUUCUCAAGCGCGAGAUCAAGUAUAAGGGAGAUGGUGAUGAUGCUUUGGAGGAUAAGAACAAGAAAAUGGAUGAGAUUUGGAUAAACUGCUGUGGCAUGCCAGUUUGUUUUGGCAUGAAAAAAUUUGUCAUAGUGACUGGACUGAUAUGUCAUCCUCCUUCUGAACCACUUCCUAAAGUUGCACGCUUAAGAAAGCCAAGAGAAAAAAAGAUAUUUAAAUCAGUCAAGGUUGGUAAGAAAGAUGACAUAUCUGCUGCAACAGAUGAGUCAUCUGUUAUAAGAAAACUUGAUCAUUUGCUACUGGUUUGCUUUCUUCCAAUAGAUGGCCCAUCUGUUGCAACAGAUGAGUCAUCUAACUGUAUUUUCAUACUACUCCUUACUCUCUGCAUAUCUUUCUUACUCAAAUCCCUCUUUAAUCUUGUAUUUUUCAUAUCUGCUAACUCCAAAUCCAAGAAGAAACUCCCACCGGGACCCUACAUUUUUCUGGUGAUCGGAAGCUUAUUAUGGUCCACCGCCAAAUUAGAACCCACACUCCGUGUACUCAAGGCUAAGUAUGGUCCUCUGAUAACCCUCAAUAUUGGGUCUCGUCCCACCAUAUACAUAGGUAGUCACUCUUUAGCCUACCAAGCUUUAGUCCAGCAAGGCUCUAUUUUCUCCGACCGGCCAACGGCUGAAUCUAGUAACCAGCGCAUCAUCAGCUCCGCCCCUUACGACCCAAUAUGGCGUCUUCUCCGUCGAAACUUAACUUCAGAAAUACUCCAUCCUUCUCGCUUCAAGUCCUAUUCCAAGGCCAGAUCGUGGGUGCUGGGUAUCCUCCUUCAACAGAUCCGUCACGCCCAAGUGGAUUCCGUGAAGUUAAUUGAUCAUUUUCAGUAUGCUAUGUUCUGUCUUCUUGUAUUGAUGUGUUUUGGGGAUAAACUUGAGGAACCUCAAAUCAAGCAAAUUGAAAAUAUGCAAAAUAACUUGGUCCUGGGUUUCCGACGAUACAAACAUAUACUGAAAUUCUUUCCCAGAGUUGGAAAAAUAAUAUUGAGAAAUCGCUGGAAGGAACUCAUUGAACUACAACGAGAGCAAAGGAAUAUCAUCAUUCGUUUGAUUGAAGCUCGACGCAGGGCCAAAGAACAAAAGACCGAGCACGGUGAUGAGUUAGUAGUGGCUUAUGUGGAUACGCUGUUGAAUUUGGAAUUGCCAGAGGAAAAAAGGAACCUCAAUGUUGGAGAAAUCGUAGCCCUCUGCAGUGAAUUCCUAAGCGCCGGAGCUGAUACGACGUCCACUGCCUUACAGUGGAUUAUGGCCAACUUGGUCAAAAACCCUUCCAUUCAGGAAAAACUAUACCGAGAAAUUGCCAGUGUAGUGGGAGAAAAACAGAGCAAGUUUAGUACAGACGAAGAGGCGGUGAAAGAGGAAGAUUUGCAGAAAAUACCCUACUUGAAAGCAGUGAUAUUAGAAGGUCUUAGGCGUAACCCACCCGGUCACUUUGUGCUGCCACACACAGCAACGGAGGAAGUUGAACUGAACGGCUACGUCAUUCCAAAGGAUACCACCAUCAAUUUCAUGGUUGGGGAGAUGGGUUUAGACCCAAAUGUAUGGGAGGAUCCAAUGGAGUUUAGGCCAGAGAGGUUCUUAAUGGAAGGAUCAGAUAAGGGAGUUGAUUUCGAUAUAACAGGAAGUAAAGAUAUCAAGAUGAUGCCAUUUGGGGCAGGGAGGAGAAUAUGUCCUGCCUUUGCAUUGGCUAUGUUUCACUUGGAAUACUUUGUCGCUAAUUUGAUUUGGCAUUUUCAAUGGAAUCCUGUGGAAGGAGAUGAUGUUGAUCUCUCGGAGAAGCAUGAAUUCGCCACUGUGAUGAAGAAUCCACUACGAGCUCGUAUCUAUUCUAGAGUUAACUCUGUUUAAAUUUCGUAAUUGCUUCUUUUUAUUUUCAUCUUCCAUAACAUUGUUUCACGAUUUGCUGAAAAAUCAAAUAAAACCAAUUGAUAGUA
Molecule: messenger RNA, 2732 nt
Organism: Solanum stenotomum
Lineage: Eukaryota; Viridiplantae; Streptophyta; Magnoliopsida; Solanales; Solanaceae
Product: cytochrome P450 89A2-like
Exons: 6
Coding region: 1-2646 (881 amino acids)
Cellular component (GO): membrane
Molecular function (GO): heme binding; iron ion binding; oxidoreductase activity, acting on paired donors, with incorporation or reduction of molecular oxygen, NAD(P)H as one donor, and incorporation of one atom of oxygen
Source: RefSeq, a predicted model, not a curated record